AUGGCCAAGAUUGUGUCCAAAAGCUCUCCACAUGCAUAUAAUACUCGUUCCGCGGGCGCAAUUCGAUUCUCGCAAGACUCGAGGAAGCUCGCAAUCAAGUCGAGAAUACCAAAGGGGAAAUAUUACCGGGAUAUUAUCAAAUACUCCCAUGUUCUGGUUGUAGCCGCCUUUAGCUUCACGGUUGACCAUCGAACAUCGUCUGAUCGGGAGUUCAAGACAAUUUAUGAGUUUGACGCAUUGACGCUGAAGACGGUUGGAGCGCCCUUCAAAGGGCACACCAACCUUGUCAUAGGUCUAGCACUUUCAUUCGAUUGUGCUCUCCUCGCCAGCGCUGCCACUGACGACACUGUCAAGCUCUGGGCCUUCGAAUCUCGUCAACUCCUCGCCUCAUUUGAUGUCUUACGUCCCCGCUGCAUUAUCCUCUCGCCUGACUCACGCCAAUUGAUUUACACGACCGGGGCCGAAAUCCAUGUAUGCGACACUCCACCCGAUAUUCUCGGUACUAUCUUGCCUGUACAACGAAAAAAGUCCAAUACAAGUGCAGUUAAAAAUCCUCCCCUCGCUGAUUCACUCGAUCUACCUGAUUUCUACUCAUCUACACCACCAUUGGAGUCCGAUGCAACACCUCGUGCUGUGCAUCUUAACCCAGUGAUCGAGUCUGUCAGACCUUCCGCCCCUCAGCCUUUAAUACCAUCUCCUACAACACAGCAUCGCACUUUCCUCCGCUAUCUUCGCAAACUCCUUCCUUCUCGCACGAAUGCAGUUCCUCCUGUUUGGACCGACCAGUUUGGUAAUCAUCUGGAUUCUCCCCCGGCGCAGGUCACCGGAGAGCAUGGAAGCAGCCGGCUGUGCGGCUACUUCUAGACGGUUUUCCGGUAUCUUUGUUUUGAGUAUCGUCGCGACUCGCUCCCGGUAUGCGUUGUUUCACUAUUUGCUACAUGUAUUCUUUAUUCCAACCUUUUGUAUUAUUUCUAAUCCCUUGUACUGGUUUUCCGUUAGUCUGUCCAUUUGAAAGGGUCGUCAUUGUUGGAAGAAGUCGUUGCAGUCACCCCAUCUACUACUGGCAUUUGUAGGCUCUCGACCCACGUUGUCCUCGACAAUACCACCAUCUGCAAAAGUUUUUGAGCACACGAGUUCACUGAUUCC
This is a messenger RNA of Suillus clintonianus, 1146 nucleotides long. RefSeq lists its product as uncharacterized. Lineage: Eukaryota; Fungi; Basidiomycota; Agaricomycetes; Boletales; Suillaceae. Gene Ontology annotation, molecular function: protein binding. The record is from RefSeq and is a predicted model, not a curated record. Bases 1 to 864 code for a protein of 287 amino acids. The transcript has 4 exons.